This is a messenger RNA of Linnemannia hyalina, 5343 nucleotides long. NCBI's taxonomy places the organism in Eukaryota, Fungi, Mortierellomycota, Mortierellomycetes, Mortierellales, Mortierellaceae. The record is from the annotation of a GenBank genome assembly.
AUGUCCUUCCUGAAGAACCACCACACUAAUUCUCCUCAGCAACAGGGAUCAACCACCAAUAGUGGUAGUAGUCAUAGCAACAAGCACAACAAGCAAAACAGUAUUGGCAAGGGAGACCAUUAUAACAAUGGGUCCCAUCAUCAUCACCACCACAGCCACAACCACAGCAUCGGUCACAACAGCAACAGCAGCAGUAACAGCAACAACAGCUCUCGGGAACUACCCUCAGUCCAACAAGCUGUCUCAUCGAUCCCCUCCAUGCUCCAACUCCAACAGCUGCAACAACAGCAAAUCGAGGAUGGGUCAUUCGACCAUGACCUUCAGCAGCAGCUGCAGCAACAACAUCUCCACGGAUACAUACAUGAAGGUGGCGAUAAUGUGAUGAUGCAGGAGUGGCUCCACAAGCGAUCGUCGUCACUACAGUUGGUCUGGAAGCGGCGUUGGUGUGUUCUCCGUGAGGACCGUCUGUUCUUUUAUCGGACCAAUACCGACACAAAGCCCCUGGGAAUGCUGCACCUCUCCGAGUACUCCAUCCUCGCAGCUGGCCCAGAGAUAUCCCGCAAGUCAAAACUCGCCUUCCGGCUCUCCUCGCCCGAACCUAUCCCACACCAACAGCAACACCACGUCUUCUUUACGGAAUCUGCCCAGUCGCUCCAUAACUGGCUCUAUUCCCUCCAACUCCACAUCAACCAUGCCACUGCCACAUGGUUCUCCAAGGCCGCUACUUCGUCUGCCAAAGGAUUGGGAUUGCAGCAGACUGGCGAUGCUGCUAGUGGCGGCCUCUCGCGAAGGAUGGACCAGGGUGGUGUGGUCCCUGGCCAGUCCAUUAUCGACAAGGUCCUUGAUAGACUCCAUCUGGACGAUUCUUCUACUGCAGGAGAACCAGGAGCACCCACAGGAAGCAUGUCAGACUCGACAAUAACGUCAACAACAAAGAGCCAGCCAAGGUUGCCGUACAUCCCACCGAAUUUCUCGCAGUCGCAUGAGGACAACAACGACACCUGGUCGUCUACAUCAUCGAUGCCCAACACCAGCACCAAUACCAGCACAAACCUCGAGUACAUCUUUGCAUUGACCCAACAGAAUCAGGCUUCCAAGUCGAGUAUGGACUCGAUCCGUGGCGGUAAUGAUCGUAGUGAACAGCAAGCUCACUUGCAAGGCAGCCCUAUUGUGAGUGGUGGUGCAAGCCAUCAACCCAUCCACCCGACGCCGCUCUCCUAUGCGACCAGCAGUACGGGGUAUGCGGGAUCGACUUUUACGGACCAGUCGUCUGUGACUUCGGAGGCAAUCCGGUUUUCGGCUGAUUACCAGGGUCGGUCGAGUUUGCAUCAGCCCCGACCCUCGCCAGGCGCAGGGAAUGGCUUCCUUGUGGGAUCGGCCAGUCCGCACAUGCACCCGAUCCGAUCCAGUAUCCAUUCCGGUCUUUCCGCUGAAAAUGGCGCUGGGUCUCCAUCGACAAGUGUCGCUGGAUCACCCUUUGCAUCCCCAACCCUGUCGUCUCAACACCCAUCCGUCCUCAGUAGCAGCAACAACAACAGCAGCAGCAACAACAACAGCAGCAGCAACAACAACAGCAGCAGCAACAACAACAACCAUCACGCCCACAGCCACACCGGAUCAGCCUCUCCCAGGACAUUCUAUCGAGUCCUUGAAAACGGCUCCCCUUCAAAGCGCGCCGAGAGCAUUGCCUCCUCGACCUCAAUCUCGACCAUUGCCUCCUCAGGCGACGUAUCGACCAUCAACGACCUCAACUCUGAGAAUGGCCUCAGCUCAACAGCAACCGAUUCUAGUCUACCUUCAAAGCCCAAGAGUGCCGGCGCCACGAUCCUGGGUCUGGUCACGGGCGGCAGCAAACACAAAAAGGACAAGAAGGACGGCAGCAAUGCCGGGUCGAACCACAGCGGGAGUGGCAGUGGUAGUGGAAGCUCUGGACUGAAGCUGUUUGGAUCUGGAGUUUGUCACUACAGCGGCUGCACACAGAUGGCCAAGACUUGCACCUUCCACAACAAAAAAUUCCGUCCCGAAAGUCCCAAUGCUAUUGCGAGCAGGAAGGCCAAGGAGGAGAAGAAGGCGGCCAAGGAGACUGCCAAGGAAGAAAAGAAGGCUGGGAAAUCAUCGCUCUGGUCUUCGUCCUCAGACAAGAGUGGUAGCCAAGGGAACAUUUCGGAGAUCUCGAGUCCCAUCAUGAUGAAGGCCGAUGGGUCCCUGCUGACAAACUACAAUGGUGGUUCAGGAAGAGGUCUUUCGUCCAGAUCGAUGGUCUCCCUGCCCCGAGACGCCGAGUUUGGAAUCGACCCCAGUGCGGUUCCACUCCCACCGUUGCACUUGCGGAGCUCGGCAUCUUCGCCUACCAGGAGACGGUCGCCGUCCGUGAGUGUUCUAGAAGAGUCUUUCUCGCAGCAGAGUCAACAACAGGACUACAGCCGAACACCGGAGAUCUCUUCAAAGUCAAACGGAGGGUACUCUAUACGGCCACAGACACCCCUCUCAGCAGCGCCUUCCCAACCCCUGCCACCGCCACCGCCCCGUGCACCUUCCUCGGCGUCCAACCAUAGACCCGGCAGCAACAAUAAGGAGACGUUUAGUCUCUCACGCAAGAUGGGUCUACAGAUGGGAUCAGAAUUUGGAGCGGUCGAUAAGACUGCUCUGUCGGGUACUGCACUGGACGGCAACUACUUUGUGGCAAACCAUCACCGGACCAUGCAGAAGCUCCAACUUUCUCGGAAACCUCAGCCACUACAACAGCAGCAACAGUUCAUUGACCAGCAACAGCAACAGCAACAGCAACAGCAGUAUCAGCAGCAGCAGUCGGAAUUGUUCAAGGGAGUGGGAGUGUCAAGGCAUAUUGUUGCACCAGACGAGCUUGCAAUGGCGAUCGAGAUGGAGGCCGAAGAGAUGAGGCGUCGUCAGGCAGAGCUGCAGGAAACCCAAAAGUCACGACCCACUUCUAUGGUCAAGGGUGGCGGGGCAUACCACUCGAUGCCAAUCCAACUCCACUUGGCGACUGUGUCCGAGUCGUCUGCUUUGUCAGACGGAGCAGACGAAGCCGAGUCUGGGCUGCAAGAAUCCCAGAGCCCGCCUCGGCAGGAUGGCGGCAAGAUUAUCAGUGUUCAGGAACAGAUGGCUUAUGCGCCGCUAGAACUACCCACGACGAUCGAGUCUGAUCGGAGCCCUAUCUCUGGAUUCACGGCCGGGAUUUCGCCCCUCAGCCCCAACCCCGGAUCGCAGCUGCCUCCUACAGCAUCGUUGGGCAUUCCCUUGUCCGAGAUUUCAAAUGCUUCGCCAGGAGGAGGUAGUACAAAGUCGAGUAACAACGGAAGCCCCCGGUCCAACUCGCUGUCUGCAGGAUCCGGUGUCUCCUCUUCAGGCUUCCCUUCCUCAUCAGGCCUUCCAGCACCGUUGUCGUCUUUGUCUCGCCGACAAAUGUCUUCGUCGCCAGGACUGGGAUCAAGACACCCGAUGUCGCCCAUGAACGCCUCGUUUAUGGAGGAGGAGGACCGUUCCGAUUUCCAUAUGAGGUCCCUGCCACCACCUAAGCGACAUACAAACGACCAUUUGUUCAAGGGUGACUCGAACAGUACCCAGAGAAACGAGUUGCCCCGCCGGAGCUCUGCCGCUGCUGCCGUGACAUUGUCGCCUACUGAGAAUGGGCCUAGGUCUGGUCCGCUCUCUAACGACCAGCACGGCGGACCAACUCCUUCGUCGUCAUCUGGAGCGCCAGGAACUUCAUUGCGACCUGCGUACAUGGCUAGGAGACAGUCUUCAUCGCCAGUGCUCAUCCGAGUCAGUGAUCAAGGUGGACAAAAUAUCUCGCCAUUGUUAACAGGAGGUGCAACCAGGACCUUUGCAGGAGAUGCGCCCUCAAGAGAAGUCAUUCGUAGGCCUUCCGAGUUGACCACCCCUAUGUCUUCGGUGGAAGGAUCACCAGCAACGUCGACUUCGACAGUGUCAUCAUCCAUGUGCUCGUUUGUGACCUCAAGGAACACUGGACAGGAUGCGUCACCCAUGUCGCCCAGCCAGGAUGGCGCCUCGAUAUCAUCUUUGCCUUCACCAACAUCUGCUCCUGGAAGAGUGUAUAGGACAGCGUCUUCGCCUCUAGCGUCUGUCACUCCAGCGGAUGGAUGCACACCCUCGACCUCGCCUUCCCCCAACUCUGUUCUCCAGAUGCCCCGGGAGCCUAUCAACACGACUCAUCCAGCCCUCACCUCGAUGACUCCUUCACCCGCACCAUACCGGGGCCCAGCUGUAGUAAACGAGGAUAUCCCAUCUGUUGUUAUCAACAGUCCUCGCGCCUCAUCAUCGCACAACGUCGUUGGACAGGAACCCGCAAAGCGCGUGCUGCACAAUGUUAGCUCUUUUCGAUUCCCAGCUCCAUCGCAGGAUGCAACGGAGGUGGACUCCAAUAGCCGCCCUCUAUCGAGCUGCUCCUCUGCCUCUUUAUACUCCUCUGCAUCUGAGAACUUUGGAGCCCACGAGGAAGAAGACCACCACACCUCCAUGGACGAAGGCUACAGGAGUCGCCAACAACAGUACCAACAGCAACAACACCAACAGCAGAGACGUGGCAGUAAUGGGCUCUAUCAUGACGGAACUCACUCUCCUGGUGGAGGCAUGUCCCCCUCGCUUCACGCGGCUGCUUUGGGGCUCUACCCUGGUCUUCGCAAAUUGUCGCUGUUCACUGCGGCUGUUGGAGAUCAUCCGCCUCCCCCGCUGUUGAGUGGACGGAAGGAUAGUGCGGGCUCGAGUGUGUCCACGAGGGAUUAUCAUCAUGGAGUUACAUCGCCGACCUUGUCGAUCAUGGAGGAUGGAGACGAGGUCACGACAGAGGAAGAGGACUUGGAUUUGCAUAAUGACGAAGACUGGGCGGGGAACAUGAAGAGCAUGCGCCGAGGAUACCACCAGGAUCCUUCUAUCGUCGUCUCCAAUGCCGCCAUCACUGGUGAAGCCUCUGUUAGAGUUGUUGUAGAUUCCCUGCCUAUGGACGGCCUGGCGGCUCCACCGUUGAUACCGUUGCCCUUGACACCCCCGCACUCGACCGCUCAACCUCCUCGACCCUCGCCCUCAGCAAUGAAGGCCCCACCGGUCAUCCCUGGAUCGUACUACUUCCCUACCUCACCGUCAGUCCCUUUGCCUCCGACCCCACCCGUCAGCGACAGCAUUACGCCAGUCUCGCCAUCCAAGAACCCAUUGGCGUUGGCGGUGGCCACGCAGGGCGGAGGAGUACCUCCCAUGAUCCCUCCCCGGUCGCCUCACAGAAGUGUCCCUGGAUCGCCUACUGCCCUAAGAUCCAUGCGGUCCUAUCAGAACCUAGUGUCUCCUCCCCCUCCACCCUCUGGCGCUUGA